Molecule: messenger RNA, 1641 nt
Organism: Nasonia vitripennis (jewel wasp)
Lineage: Eukaryota; Metazoa; Arthropoda; Insecta; Hymenoptera; Pteromalidae
Product: phospholipase A1
Exons: 4
Coding region: 416-1447 (343 amino acids)
Biological process (GO): lipid metabolic process
Molecular function (GO): lipase activity
Source: RefSeq, a predicted model, not a curated record
GCGGAAUAUACGACAUAUAAAGUAUUCUUCUCGCGAGAAUAUAUGGAAGGGGGCUGCUGCUGCUGCUGCUGCUGCUGCUGGACAACGGUACCGUCACACACACCGCGGGAUUAUUAUAUACAAUCGCGCAUCUUCUUGGGCAAACGGUAAAGUGCGCGCGUGACGAAAGGGGCCUCACACGGGCCUUAAAAACCUUGAGUGGGGGGGAGCUGCGCUGGUCCGUGUCUUGCGCGCGCUUGCGGUCAUUAGUCGCCGAAUCGACGUCGACUUGCGCGUUUGCUUGCGCUGCUUUUCUCUGGGGUCGUUUAUAUUUACUGGGCCGUAUACAGCCAGUGGAGUGAGUUCAGAAGAUUUUCGAGGGUGCUGGGAGUGAUUGAGAUUAUUUGAGUCGAAGGAAGACCUGAAGAAGGCAGCUAUGAGUUUUGGAAGGGCUAUGGCGUCGAGUCUCCUCGUGUUGGGCCUUGUGAGCCUUAUGACGGUCGAGUCGAGGGGCCCGAUUCAGGAUGCGAUCAAUAGCGGCGCCGCCGAUGCUUAUGAUAAGGACAAUUGCACCUGGAGACGGGGAAACGAUCGUGAUUCUUGCCCGGAUCCCGAUGUGCAUCUCUAUCUGUACACGCCGGGUAAUCCCAAGAGGAGGCUUGAUCCGAACCAUGUGUCCGACUGGCUUAGGCAGGAUUACGAGCCGACCAAGGAGAAUAUUAUUCUUAUUCACGGAUAUGCCGGUGGCGAAGACGCUCUUCCCAUGGCAGUCCUCCGAGACGCCUACAUCCGCAACGGUAGCUACAACGUCUUCCUCGUGGACUGGGGCGCGUUAUGCGCAGCUCCUUGCUAUCCAGCGGCCGUCUCGAACAUGCGUCCGGUCGCCCGCUGUUUGGCUAACUCGUUAACUGCUCUACGUAAUCACGGUCUACCGAUCGGUAGGACGAGCUGCGUUGGUCACUCGCUCGGAGCCCAUGUCUGCGGUAUCAUGGCCAACUACCUGCUCUUCCGGAUGAGCAGAAUCGUUGCCCUGGAUCCAGCGAGGCCUCUCAUCAGGCCCGGCCUGGUCAAUAGGCUCGACAGCGGCGAUGCAGACUUCGUCGAGGUCAUACACACGAACGCCGGCUAUUACGGUGAACUUGGAAAAGUUGGCCACGUAGACUUCUGCGUGAACGGCGGAAAGUCACAACCCUUCUGCGAGAAUCGCCCAAACCACGAGCUCUGCAGUCACGUCUGGGCAGUUUGCUAUAUGGCCCAGAGCGUCGACGGCGUUCAUGAUAUGAUUGCCGAGCCCUGUUCCAGGCGAUGUCCUUCUGGUCCCAGAAUAGCACCGAGAUCAGGAGAAGUUCUAUUGAUGGGACAACAUACGCCCAGCGGUUCAAAAGGGUCGUUCUGUUUGACGAGCUACGAUCCGCCCUACUGUCCAAAAUUCUACAAUGGACGUGGCGAUGACAGAUGUUGUAUCUAAGAUAGUAGACGUUGAUUUUCGUAGAGGAGGAACAUGUAUCUCUGGGAUUUCCCCGCGAUAAGUAAAUAUGCAUUGAUCUUGGGAAAACUUUACUGAUUGUAGAGUCGAAGGAGGAGUGUACAGUUAAUUUAAGAGCGAUGUUUAUGUUAAGGUUGAAAUAAACAAAGAAAUUAGUUUUAAGAAUGAAAAUGAAA